AUGGACUCCGUUCCAGAUGAGUCCACCAUCAUCAAGGAGACAAAUGAGUUACUUGGUAUAAUGGGUACGAGUGAAUCGCUCGGUAGUGUUCCCACGCAGGAGCAGCCCCUGAUGUCCGCUCCGGCAAUGACUUCUGGCACCCAUCUUCAACCGGACUCUCAGCUUCAACCGAUUACUGGCCAAGAACAACAAGUUACGCCUGAUCUGCACCCGGAAAAAGAAGGAACCACGACGGUGUCGAUUCGGUAUAGAGAUGGAAUUUUGCUAGCGGCGGAUUCAAGGGGCCAAAGACGCGGUGUAACAGUUACGAAUAGACUGGAGAAAAUACACGAAAUUGAGCCUAUGCGCAUGUAUGCAACUGUAUCCGGAUCCGUAGAGAGAUGCAUGAUCUGGAUCGAUAAAUUGAAAGAACUGUGGGACAGUCGAGACGGAGAGAUUCAUAUCUCUCCGGAUGAGGCCACUAUUUGGCUUGCUUAUCGGAUGCGUCAGGUAGGUUUGCCAUCUGAGGGUCGUCUUGCAGGGAGGAUCGCCCGACUGAUAGUCUGUGGUUAUGAAGAGCCAGGUGAUAAUAUUGAUGUUCCCCCGGUAUUUUCUAUGUGUUGGGUGGAUCAUAAUGGAGAAAUGGGCACCGCGGAUGACUUUUUAACAUCGGGAUCGGGCAAAGAUCAUGCAUCAAGGGUUCUCACGAGAGAGUGGCGUGAGGGGAUGACUAGAGAAGAGGUUGCUCGAUUGGCUAGCAAAUCUAUUUGCUUCGCCUCGAAUGUUAACAAUCACACUGGAGGUUCAGUCCAUUAUCGCACAUUCACCACGGAGUAUUUCCGAGUUGAAGGGGAUGGUGUAGAACAUGAAGAAGUUCGACGAGAAUUUGCUCCUAGGAACAUUAGGUCAAUGUUAGAGAAUGAGUAUCGAGACAUUCUUCUUGAGUAUCCUAUCUGA
This is a messenger RNA of Oldenlandia corymbosa var. corymbosa, 936 nucleotides long. The record is from the annotation of a GenBank genome assembly. Lineage: Eukaryota; Viridiplantae; Streptophyta; Magnoliopsida; Gentianales; Rubiaceae.